UAAUUUGAUGUCAACAAACUAGGCGCACUGCAUAUUUACUGUUUAUCUUUGCUAUGCGCAUUUUAUAGUUUUCUAUCAGAUAAUGGCUCACAUACAAUUCGUGGACGAAUUGGUGCGUGAAUACUUAUUAUUCAGGGGUUUUACAUCUACAGUGAAAGCUUUCGACAACGAUUUAAAGACAGAUAAAGACAAAGGUUUUAGAGUCGAUAAAAUAGUAGAACAAAUUGUACAUUAUAUCAAUGUCUCCGACCUAAAUGGUUUUAAAGAAUACUGGUCGCACUUAGACACACUUGUUUUCUCGAAAUUGGAGAUUCAUGUUCAACCAGCUGUUAGGAAGCUAGAAUACAGCCUUUACAAGUUGUACUUAGUGACAGCAGCACAGAGCACCGGUGCAGUUCGUAAUGAACGAAUAAUAGACUUCCUAUCGAAAAUGCUACCUGAACUUCAAGGCCAGAAUGAGUGGAGGGACUGGUUCAUGCUACCGUUCAUUCAGAAGCCAGAAGAGAACCCCUCAUUCAGCCUGUACUUCACCCGGGCAUGGCAGGACAGUGUGCUGGUGUCUCUCCACAACCUGCUAGCUACAGUGUUCCAGUGCAUGCCACAACCAACACUCACUAGCUAUGAAAGUGAUGCUGCUAUGGUGAAAAGACUUCAAGACAAAUUGGCUGCUGUCUUUGGAAAGGCACAACCUCAACAACUAGUAGAGAAGACGUCGCCUAUCGGCCACCAGUCACGCCUCUCUCAGUAUUCAGAGAGAUUGAGUGGGCCUCUUCCAUUAGUGGACGACUUCUGCGCAAUACCAUCUGAACAGCUGGAGAGCGGCGUGCGCGAAGCCAAGGGCCUUCGCGGCCUCCUACGACAAAUGGGCGGCAGCCCCGUCAUGGGCAGAAAAUCAGGACGAUCUCAUAGCCAAAACUAAUUCCUAUAUUAUAUGUACUAUAGUUGUAAAUAAA
This is a messenger RNA of Trichoplusia ni (cabbage looper), 953 nucleotides long. RefSeq names its product WD repeat-containing protein 91. Gene Ontology annotation, molecular function: phosphatidylinositol 3-kinase regulator activity. Gene Ontology annotation, cellular component: early endosome membrane; extrinsic component of endosome membrane; late endosome membrane. The record is from RefSeq and is a predicted model, not a curated record. Gene Ontology annotation, biological process: early endosome to late endosome transport. Bases 83 to 919 code for a protein of 278 amino acids. The transcript is spliced from 4 exons. NCBI's taxonomy places the organism in Eukaryota, Metazoa, Arthropoda, Insecta, Lepidoptera, Noctuidae.